AUGGCCCCUCAAACGCGCUCCCAUCGAGGGACACCCGCAUCAGUCCCUGCAACUAGCUCCAGUUCCAGGACUUAUUCUCAUGGCCCACUUUCAUCACAGCAGAAGCGGUUCCCUGCCCGACGUCGAGUUGUAAAGACGUAUGGCAAGGGGAAAAUGACCGCCGCCGCUCAGUCGUUGAAGCAACAGACAAUGACUCAAAUGGCUUUUUUGGUUUCGUCGCAGCCGGAUGACCUUAAAGAUGAGGAGAUGGACGAUGACGAGAAGUCUACACUGCUGAUUCAAGACUCACACCGUUCCAGCAAGCGCAGGAAGACAACGGGUGAUGUCCCCAGUUCCUCAAAUUACAAAACGCAGACCCUCACUCAGCUCUACUCCACUGCUGGCAAUGAAGAAGAGAAGCCCAUAACGAUUAGUGAUUCAGAGGAUGACGACGACGACGUUCUUAGCACACAUAGCCCCGUCACCAUCCGAUCAACUCCGACCGCUUAUAGGCGACGCGAGUUGGUCGGAACACCAUCUGUUGCUCCUCAAACGCCAAGCAACAGAAGGAGUAGUCAAAAAUCAAAUCUAUUGAUGCUGUCGCCUAGUGUGAGGAUGCUCAUCAGGAAUAGCAGUCCUGUCGGUCCUCGAAGAUCACCCUUGAAGGACAAAUCAACCAACUCUGUCAUCAGGCCAUCUUCGCUGGCUACUUUGAAGAAGCGAAAAAAGGAGAGGGAGAUACCCGAUUCUUACAGCUCGGACGCCCUGUCACCCAUAGCACCAAGCGAGGCAUCACCUUCCAAGAGGCGAAGCCCCUUGAAGGAGAUUGAUCUGCCACCGCCACCACCUCCACGCUCACAGGAUUCACCCCGUCGAACCGCCGAAACAUUGCGGCGAAUUGGUCAUAUCUCCUCUACGCCUCGGCCGAAUGCGACAAGCAGGGCCUCUCGACCCACAGGUGACGAGAUUCCUGAUUCAGAGGAUGAUUUGUUGAGCGUGGCUUCAACCCCGCGAAGGGGUGAGCACCUGAGUCUGGAACCAGAGACACCCAUCCGGUCAUCGCGUGCUCUAUUCCAACGACUUAUCGAAAACAAAGAAAAUGCCAGCCCCGGGCCCUACCUUGGUGCUAUUAAUUCUACUCCUGCACCACAAAGGGGGCAGCCUGUGGAAGAAACGCCCAGGGAACCCAGGACCAGCAUUGGCGCGAGCGAAGAGACAAUGCGUGUUCCGAGUGGGCCCGACUCGCAAUACAAAAGUCACACCGCAGACACUGUCCCUCCAGAUGUUGAGAUUGGUGAUUCGGAUUUGGAUUCAAAUUCAGGGCCUGACAGCCCUUGCCCCCCAUCAAGACCAUUACCAAGCCAGGAAAGCAUGCCGAGGGUUGUACUAGGGACAAGCCCUGUCAGGCCACAAUCACAAGGCUCUAGACACGGCGUGUCAAACGAUUUUGUUAUCGCUUCCAGUUCUGACAUCUCGUCUUCUGCUACCAAGCCCAGAGCGCACCCGGCAGAAAUACCAACUAGUGAUGGCCCUGAAGUAACACCGCUUUCGUCGCCAGAGGACAGAAAUGCAAGCUUGAUAUCUAUGAGGGAAGACUCGAACAAAUCAAAGGAACUUGACUUACCAACGCUCCCUGAAAAGAUGACACCCCGCCGCCGCAGCCCGGUAAAAGCAAGGAAUACCCAGAGAUACACCCAAGCACACACCCAGGCCUACACCCAGAUGCUGGAAAGCCAGAGAGUGCCCAUGGAGAUUCUUCGACAAAUGGCACCGCAAACAGCACGAUCAGAUAUAGUUGUCACAAUGCACCCGUCUAAGGUGAAGGAGAUCGUCGAUGGCAUCAGAAACCACGAUUUCAGGACUGUCAAAUUGCCGCGGUCAGUCCAUCGUCUCUGGAUCUACGUUGCUCGUCCGGUCUGUGAACUACGUUAUAUGGCCACUAUUGGCGAACCGCAUGAGCCAGGCAAGAUCGACAGCAAGACAGGACUGGGAAACGCCGAGUUCAACGAAGGCAAGACCAGCGCGAAAUGGGCUUACGAGCUCGAGCAGGUCUAUGUGCUCAACAACCCCGUGUCAUUGGACCGCAUGAAGGAGAAUGGCUGGACAGACAAUAACGUUAGUCAACGGAACAAAUACUUGCAGCCGGCGGUUGUAGGCCAGUUACUCUCGAACCUGCAAUGCGCUUUGUUCGACGAUGGACUUGCAGAGCCGGCAACUAUAUCCCAGGAAAUCGACGCUCAAAUACUCAGUGAUAUUGCCCACUCGACGCAAAUGGCAGCGACUAACUCUUCAACUAUCGAAGAGGAAAUGGUCAAGUCGAGUCAGCAGGAGCUUCCCUCUGCCACAGUGCCUUCAUCCUCACAAAUAAGACGGAGUACUCGGUUAGCGAUGCCGCCCCCUUCGAGUGUGAAGCGUGCGGCUUUACCCCGAAAGCCGUCUCAUCAAAGUAGUCCUAGCCAGUGGGCGGCACACACAAGGGAAACGCGGAGCAAGAAGAAUGUCUCCUUUUCCCAGGCAACGACUGCCAGUCAACCAUCUACCCAGCUGCCAAUUACUCAAGCGCAAUCGCCUGAAAAGCCUGUGCCGGCCUUGGUACAUUCAUCGAGCAGCGCUGGUGUGCUUCCAGCCAACCAUGCUGACAGUAUGCCUGCUACAGUUUUAACAAUGGGCAAUGCAAACGGGUCUUCGUCCCAGAUUUUCCCUGAGAGCUUAAUGCGAGAUGGGGUUCGUCAACCUGCAAUGAUAUUAGAUUCGGAAGAUGAGAGUGAGGUGGACGAUGAAGAUUUUUUCUAG
Pyricularia grisea is the source of this 2772-nucleotide messenger RNA. RefSeq lists its product as uncharacterized. The transcript has a single exon. The coding region runs from base 1 to 2772 and encodes 923 amino acids. The record is from RefSeq and is a predicted model, not a curated record. Lineage: Eukaryota; Fungi; Ascomycota; Sordariomycetes; Magnaporthales; Pyriculariaceae.